This is a messenger RNA of Drosophila teissieri, 1833 nucleotides long. It is a transcript of the gene nAChRbeta2, whose product is annotated as acetylcholine receptor subunit beta-like 2. Gene Ontology annotation, biological process: regulation of membrane potential; monoatomic ion transmembrane transport; nervous system process. Gene Ontology annotation, cellular component: synapse; neuron projection; postsynaptic membrane. The record is from RefSeq and is a predicted model, not a curated record. Lineage: Eukaryota; Metazoa; Arthropoda; Insecta; Diptera; Drosophilidae. Gene Ontology annotation, molecular function: acetylcholine-gated monoatomic cation-selective channel activity; transmembrane signaling receptor activity. The coding region runs from base 111 to 1670 and encodes 519 amino acids. The transcript is spliced from 11 exons.
CCGUGAGGUUGUGUUAAAAGAAAACGCCUGGCAAAAUGCGUUUAGUUUAGUUAAAGAACUUCAAUUAUUAGCAAUAAAUUGCAGAAAAAGCCAGAGAAAACAGCAACAAAAUGUGGCAUUGGAGUUUGUUGUGUGUUUUCCUACUGGUUCCGCUGGCCAAUUCCACGGCUCCAAUAAGUUUUGAGGCAAAUCCGGACACCAAACGUCUCUAUGAUGAUUUGUUGAGCAACUACAAUCGCUUGAUUAGGCCCGUUGUGAACAACACGGAGACGCUGACGGUUUGGUUAGGUCUGAAAUUGUCUCAGCUGAUUGAGGUCAACCUAAAGAACCAGGUGAUGACCACCAAUCUGUGGGUGAAGCAGCGCUGGUUCGACUACAAGUUGCGCUGGGAUCCGGAGGAAUACGGCGGAGUUGAGCAGCUCUAUGUGCCAUCUGAGCACAUUUGGGUGCCGGAUAUUGUGCUGUACAACAACUGGGAUGGCAACUAUGAAGUAACGCUGAUGACCAAAGCCACUCUGAAGUACACGGGCGAAGUCUUUUGGGAGCCACCUGCUAUUUACAAGUCAUCCUGCGAGAUGAACGUCGAAUACUUUCCGUACGACGAACAGAUCUGCUUCAUGAAGUUCGGUUCAUGGACCUACAAUGGUGCCCAAGUGGAUCUGAAGCAUUUGGAUCAGGUUCCUGGCAGCAACCUAGUGCAAGUUGGCAUUGACCUCACGGAAUUCUACUUGUCCGUGGAAUGGGACAUACUGGAAGUGCCGGCUACCAAGAAUGAGGAGUAUUACCCUGAUACCCUGGAACCGUUUUCAGAUAUAACAUUCAAGUUGACCAUGCGGCGAAAGACCUUGUUCUAUACCGUCAACUUGAUUGUACCUUGUGUGGCUUUAACGUUCCUCACGGUGUUGGUCUUCUAUUUGCCCAGCGAUUCGGGCGAAAAGGUUACGUUAUGUAUUUCGAUACUCGUGUCGUUGACCGUGUUUUUCCUGCUCUUGGCCGAAAUUAUCCCCCCCACCUCGUUGGCGGUGCCCCUGCUGGGCAAGUACCUCCUCUUUACCAUGAUACUCGUCUCGCUCUCCGUUUGGACGACGGUCUGCGUGCUGAACAUCCAUUUCAGAUCGCCCUCCACGCACAACAUGUCGCCGCUGGUGCGGAAGCUCUUCCUGCACUUCAUGCCCAAGCUGAUGAUGAUGCGCCGGACGCAGUACACCCUGCCCGACUACGACGACUCCACGCCGAGCAACGGGUACACCAACGAGAUCGAUGUGCGUGACAGCAUCAGCGAUUUUCCCAGCGAGUUUAAGGACAGCCAGGAUGGCGCUUACGAUAAUGGCAUGCAGAACUCUGUGGAUUCCGACAAUGUGAUACCGCGCAACUUAACACCCGAAGUGCUGCAGGCGUUGCGUGCGGUCAGAUUUAUUGCGCAGCACAUCAAGGAUGCCGACAAGGAUAACGAGAUUGUGGAGGACUGGAAGUUCGUAUCGAUGGUGCUGGACCGCUUCUUCCUCUGGCUCUUCACGCUGUCCUGUGUGUUCGGGACCUUGGCCAUAAUAUGCCAGUCGCCGUCGCUGUAUGACACCCGGUCGCCCAUCGACCGCCAGCUGAGCGAGAUUCCUUUGCGCAAAAACAAUUUCAUGCUGCCGCCGGACAUUGUCCGUCAGGUCCUAACCUAAUUGGGGUCCUGGGGUCCCGGGCUCCUCCCGUCUGAGUUAACAAUGCUUCCGAGGCUCGGAACUGUUUUUUAUGAUGCGCAAUCAAAUCAGUUGCUUCCAACUGACUGGGCAAUGCUGCAACGAUUUAUGUUUAAGUGUUUAUCAUCUUCCCGCAAAUGCUGUA